Messenger RNA from Ogataea parapolymorpha DL-1, 462 nucleotides. RefSeq lists its product as uncharacterized. The coding region runs from base 1 to 462 and encodes 153 amino acids. The record is from RefSeq and is a predicted model, not a curated record. The transcript has a single exon. Lineage: Eukaryota; Fungi; Ascomycota; Pichiomycetes; Pichiales; Pichiaceae.
AUGGCCGUUCCUGUGAAACUAGCUGGCUCUCCAGCUGAAAAACAAGCCGCUGCCGACGCCAUCUACCGUUUCGCCUUGUCUCUCGACAUACGCGACCCAGAGCUUUUUGAUUCUAGCUUCACCGAAGAUGGUAGUAUUGAACUUCUUGGAGAAAAGGCUACUAGUAAACAAGAGCGCCGGAAUCUCUGCUACAACAGGGUCGCUGACCUUGACACUGCCCAUAUUGUUUCCAACUUCCGUGUCAACAUUGAGGGCUCAAAAGCCACCCUCACUGCUAUUGCCUAUGCUCAGCAUUUCGGAAAGGGCAAGGGUUUGGUCGACGGAACCAAGUUCUUGCUGUCCGGUGGUGUGUACAGAGCUGAGUUAAUCAAGGACACCACAGAUGAUAUCUGGAGAAUCAAGGACCUCGAUAUCGAUCUCCACUGGACAGACGGCGACAUGGCCGUGUUCCAGGACAAAUAA